CUCAACUGUAGCCAAAUUGUAUCCGCUCGCGUUAUCUUGGAGUUGAACAUGGCGUUGGGAAGUGCCGUGGAAGGCCAAGUCCAGCGGGCUGCGACGGAGCUUCCAGGUGCAGUGCUGCGCCAGUUGUUUGUUCUGGCGGUAGAACAACUCAGCUAUCCUUCCCCUACUUCGCCGGCACUUCCAGCGCUCGACAGUGCAUCAUCCGUGGAUCAAUCUGUGGUGCUCAAAGAAGCCUAUGCUGCCAUUUGUAUAUUAGUUGCCGACGUCGCCAAGCAGAACUUGACGUCUGAGAGUACAAGGCGCUUAGUGGAGGAGUUGGGGGUUGUGGAGAACGCCGUGGAUGACAUCGCCGGUCUCCUUCACACGUCCGUUCCAAAUAUCCGUGCCUUGGGUGGCGUCUCAGGACUGGAACUGAACGAAGUCGUGGGAGUGUCGUGGCAACUCGACCACUGCAUUCGCUCCAGCACGUACGGCAACAUUCGCGAGCAGCUGUAUCUCAUCGUGCUCACGACAAAGUCCCCGCGAACUGGCGUCGUCGCGACCGUGGAGUUCACUUGCACCGUGGCACAAUUGGAAGAGCUGGUGUACAAACUACAGGAAGCCACCCACCAGAUCGACAAGGCCAUUGCUAGCUUUGCUGACCCGUUGUCGUCGGCAUAAUGCGAUGGUUUUGAUACAAAGUACUGUGUCCAAGGCCUAGUAGCAUGCGGAGACAUGGACUUCAUCACUUUUGUAAACUUACGACACUUUAGCAGUGGA
Aphanomyces astaci is the source of this 759-nucleotide messenger RNA. RefSeq lists its product as hypothetical. The transcript is spliced from 4 exons. Lineage: Eukaryota; Oomycota; Saprolegniomycetes; Saprolegniales; Verrucalvaceae. The record is from RefSeq and is a predicted model, not a curated record. The coding region runs from base 49 to 660 and encodes 203 amino acids. Gene Ontology annotation, biological process: sodium ion transport.